AUGGGAUCAUCCAGGUGGAGGGUGGCAGCUGCGGUGUUCCUCGGUCUACUUGGCUCCUUAAUAUCCGUCGAAGCAGAUGAACAUGAACACACAUACACAGAUAAAGAGGAGGUAGUAUUAUGGAUGAACACAGUGGGGCCUUACCACAACCGACAGGAGACGUACAAGUAUUUCUCUUUACCAUUCUGUGUGGGCACAAAGAAAACCAUCAGUCAUUACCAUGAGACGCUUGGAGAAGCUCUGCAGGGAGUGGAGUUGGAAUUUAGCGGGCUUGACAUCAAGUUCAAAGAUGAAGUCAUGCAGACAACGUAUUGCGAAAUUGAGCUGGACAAAGCCAAACGGGAUGCAUUUGUUUAUGCGAUAAAGAAUCACUACUGGUACCAAAUGUACAUCGAUGACCUGCCCAUCUGGGGUAUUGUUGGCGAGGCAGAUGAAAAUGGAGAAGAUCACUACCUCUGGACGUACAAGAAAUUGGAGAUCGGCUUUAACGGCAACAGAAUUGUUGAUGUGAAUCUUACUAGUGAAGGCAAAGUUCGACUUGUGCCCAACACAAGGAUUGCAAUGUCUUACUCUGUGAAAUGGAAGAAGUCUGAUGUGAAGUUUGAGGACAGAUUUGACAAGUAUCUCGACCCGUCCUUCUUUCAGCACCGGAUACAUUGGUUCUCCAUCUUUAACUCCUUCAUGAUGGUGAUCUUCUUGGUGGGUCUGGUGUCAAUGAUUUUGAUGAGAACUCUCCGAAAGGAUUAUGCCAGGUACAGCAAAGAGGAGGAAAUGGAUGACAUGGACCGAGAUCUGGGAGAUGAAUACGGCUGGAAGCAGGUGCACGGGGAUGUGUUCCGCCCCUCGAGCCAUCCACUCAUUUUCUCCUCACUCAUUGGCUCCGGCUGCCAGAUCUUCUCUGUGUCUCUCAUUGUCAUCAUCGUGGCAAUGGUCGAGGACCUAUAUACAGAGAGAGGAUCGAUGCUGAGCACAGCCAUUUUUGUGUACGCUGCCACUUCCCCUGUGAAUGGCUAUUUUGGUGGAAGCUUGUACGCGAAACAAGGAGGAAGAAGAUGGAUCAAACAAAUGUUCAUUGGAGCCUUUAUGAUCCCGGCAAUGGUGUGCGGAACUGCCUUCUUCAUCAACUUCAUCGCAAUCUACUAUCACGCUUCCAGAGCCAUUCCAUUUGGCACCAUGGUGGCUGUUUGUUGCAUCUGCUUCUUCGUCAUUCUGCCGCUAAACUUGGUGGGAACGAUUUUGGGGAGGAACCUUUCCGGUCAGCCAAACUUUCCCUGCAGGGUGAACGCUGUGCCGAGGCCAAUCCCUGAAAAGAAAUGGUUCAUGGAGCCAGCUGUCAUCGUCUGUCUGGGUGGAAUCCUUCCUUUCGGGUCCAUCUUCAUUGAAAUGUAUUUCAUCUUUACAUCUUUCUGGGCCUACAAAAUCUACUACGUCUACGGCUUCAUGAUGCUGGUCCUGGUGAUCCUUUGCAUUGUGACGGUGUGCGUGACCAUUGUGUGCACGUAUUUCCUGCUCAAUGCUGAAGACUAUAGAUGGCAAUGGACAAGCUUCCUGUCUGCUGCAUCCACCGCAGUUUACGUUUACAUGUACUCUUUUUACUACUAUUUCUUCAAAACUAAGAUGUACGGGCUAUUCCAGACAUCCUUCUACUUUGGUUACAUGGCUGUCUUCAGCACUGCUCUUGGAAUCAUGUGUGGUGCCGUCGGAUACAUGGGAACAAGUGCCUUUGUUCGGAAGAUAUACACAAAUGUGAAAAUAGACUAAAGCACCACGGCAAGGUCCUAAAAAUAUCCAGGAAGACAGCCGGCAAACAACAUCCUUUUUGUUUUCUUUCUUGCAAAGAGAUUGCGAGAAUCUCACUUUGUACAAUGUAGUUUUCCAUUUUCUGAAUGAUUUUCAAAGCUGCAACAUGAAGUGAUCAGAUGCAUAGCUGCAGAUGAGGCAUCAAAAUCCGGUUGUGUUUUUAUCAGUUGCGCUCACACAAAUAUUGGGGGCAAAUGUUUAAGGCUUGCGUGGCUUCCCUUCCAAACCAGUCCCACCUGAGACCAGACAUGUUUAGGGAUGGAAUGGUGCAGCUCUCUUCAGUGAAGAGGCCUAAAUAUAUUGAAAGCCUUUAUUUGUUCUAUUGUGUCACAAUAACAGAGUUAUUCUGACUUGAUUUCUAUUUUGUAUUCUUGAAGUCAACUCGCAGUAAUGUUAGUGCGUAGUGCAAGUACUUUGUUCCCCAUUUACUUCCACUGCAAAACUCGACGCUGCCACUUGAGUCAUUCUCCCAUUUUGGCGGCUCUAAUCUUUCCUGUUACGCUCCCUCAACCUCCAGUGGCAGCGAUUCGAGUUGCGCUGUUGUUGACUGCGGAGACGAGAAUGAGGGUCAGAUCUGCAGUCGGAGUACAGUAACAGACUUUUAAAUGGAUAUGAUGAGUUUACCCCCCCAAAGUUUAGUCUUGUUUUCUCAAUGUUUGGGUUUGAAUUUUGUCUACAUGUAAAGAUAAUAUAUGUAUGAGGGGAGUGUAUAUAACCUUAAUGUACCUUUAGGUGUAGAUCCCAAAUGUAUUUUCGUUGUACAGAUUUACAAGACGGUGUUUUUUUUUUUAAAUCAGCUAAAACAAAAGGUAUGUUGUGGUUGGGGCUGGUGGCGCCGUUUCAUCUUGCCUGAAUUUGCAUGAGGUUUUCACCAAACCAUACUGAUCAAAUUGUUUCACCGAUCAGAUCGGCUUCACAAUGCAAGUAUGCACUGUUGGGGCUGGAUGGUCCACUUGAGCUUACUUACUGAUUUCCUAUUUAAAGCUUUAAAAAGGCUCGGCAUCUCGUAAGCCAUUUCUUUUGCGCACCCUUUCGGUUUGCUGCCCCUUACAUGACACGCUGUGUGUGAAUGUCCAAAGGAUGAGCUGUAUGAAAAAGUCUACUUGACUUAAAUGUCUUCAUACCUACAGAGUGCUGCAGCCUUUCAAAGUCUUUAUUUACCCCUACAUAUUGUGUAUAUACAGUAUGUGCCCUACUUGUACUGCCUUCUCAGUUCUUAUCCUUCCCCACUGAAAUUGAUUUUGCACCUCGUCUGAUGACAUUUUCAUCCUGCAUAUUGUUGUAAAAAGAGGAAAUAAACAUGUUUAUGUA
Syngnathus acus (greater pipefish) is the source of this 3111-nucleotide messenger RNA. It is a transcript of the gene tm9sf3, whose product is annotated as transmembrane 9 superfamily member 3. The record is from RefSeq and is a predicted model, not a curated record. Gene Ontology annotation, cellular component: membrane. The transcript has 15 exons. Bases 1 to 1761 code for a protein of 586 amino acids. NCBI's taxonomy places the organism in Eukaryota, Metazoa, Chordata, Actinopteri, Syngnathiformes, Syngnathidae. Gene Ontology annotation, biological process: protein localization to membrane.